AUGUCAUUGGGGAACUCCCCAGUGUUGGGGGUGCACCCUGUGCCCCGACCCCUCUGGCUGUCCCAUGUCCUUUUCCUGGUCAUAUGUGUAACUCUCUUUGCCAAGGCUCCCCAAGGUUUGCCUGUGGUCGGUUAUAACACGGACUCCAAAAAGGAGAUCACGCUGGAAGGAGAUUUGAUGAUUGGCGGUCUCUUUCCCGUGCACCAGAAAGGCGAGGCCGCAGAAGAUUGCGGUAAGAUCAACGCUCAACGAGGAAUCCAGCGACUAGAGGCCAUGCUGCUUGCUCUGGAUGAAAUCAACAGGGAUGAGCGCAUUUUGCCGGGAAUUCGUUUAGGAGCUCAUAUACUGGACACGUGCUCCAAGGACACUUACGCUCUUGAGCAGUCCCUCGAAUUUGUCAGGGCUUCACUCACUAAAGUAGAUGACAGUGAGUACACGUGCCCCGAUGGAUCCUAUGCCAUCCAUGAUGAAGUCCCAUUGGCCAUCUCUGGAGUUAUAGGAGGAUCUUACAGUGAUGUUUCUAUUCAGGUGGCCAACUUGUUGCGACUCUUUCAGAUUCCUCAAAUCAGUUAUGCCUCAACCAGUGCAAAACUCAGCGACAAAACUCGCUAUGACUACUUUGCCCGCACUGUACCCCCUGAUUUCUUCCAGGCCAAGGCUAUGGCUGAAAUUCUACGUUACUUCAACUGGACGUACGUAUCAACAGUGGCAUCCGAGGGUGAUUACGGCGAGACCGGUAUUGAUGCCUUUCAGCAGGAGGCCCGAGCACGCCACAUCUGCAUCGCCACUUCAGCCAAGGUGAGCCGUUCCAUGAGUCGGUGGAGCUAUGAGAACGUGAUCCGCUCUCUGCAGCAGAAGUCCAAUGCCAAGGUGGUCAUCCUAUUUACUCGGAGCGAAGAUGCCCGUGAGCUUCUGGUAGCGGCCAACCGCAUGAACGUCACUUUCACUUGGGUUGCCAGCGACGGUUGGGGAGCGCAAGAGAGUGUGGUGAGGGGGAGUGAAGCUGUUGCAGAUGGCGCAUUCACUAUUGAACUUGCCUCCUAUCAGAUCCCCCAGUUCAAUGACUACUUCACGGCUCUCCAUCCGUACAACAAUACCAGGAAUCCUUGGUUUAGAGAGUUCUGGGAGAACCAGUUCCAGUGUAGCCUCCAUGAUUUAAGUUGCGGGAAGCAUUCUCUACGACAGGUUCCCUUUCAACCUGAAUCCAAAAUUAUGUUUGUGGUAAAUGCAGUUUAUGCAAUGGCCACUGCCUUACACAACAUGAGGCAGGCCUUGUGCCCAAACUCCACCAAGGUCUGUGAUGCUCUCAAACCCGGAAAUGGCAGGAAGUUUUACAGGGACUAUAUUCUCAAGACCAAGCUUGAGGCACCAUUUCGUCCACCAGAAACAGAUAACAUUGUCCGCUUUGACGCCUUUGGAGACAGCUUCGGCCGCUAUAACAUUUUCCACUAUCACAAAGAGGGUGAACGCUACAUCUAUCGCAAGGUUGGAUAUUGGGCUCAGAGCCUAAUCCUGAACACCAGCCUCAUCCCUUGGGCUGGCGCACCCACAUCUCAAUGUAGUGACCCCUGCAGGAAGAAUGAGGUGAAAAGUAUGCAACCUGGAGAUGUGUGCUGCUGGAUCUGCAUCCCAUGUCAGUCUUACCAGUACUUGCAAGAUGAGUUUACGUGCGCUGACUGCAGCUUUGGACAGUGGCCUUUAACGAAUCUGACAGGUUGCUAUGACCUACCUGAGGAGUACAUCCGUUGGGAAGAUGCCUGGGCCAUUGGACCUGUCACCAUUUCCUGUCUAGGGAUGAUGUGCACUCUAUUCGUCAUUGGCCUCUUCCUCAAACACAACGAGACACCCGUGGUGAAAGCCAGUGGACGUGAGCUCUCCUACAUUCUACUUCUGGGAGUGCUGAUGUGCUAUACAAUGACUUUCAUCUACAUCGCCAAACCCUCCACGGCAGUUUGUACACUACGCCGCCUGGGCUUAGGUACCUCCUUUGCCGUGUGCUACUCUGCCCUCCUGACUAAGACCAAUCGCAUUGCUCGGAUCUUCAACGGGGUUAAAGGUGGUGCCCAACGACCUCGAUUUAUCAGCCCGGCCUCACAGGUUGCCAUCUGUGGGGGUCUGAUCUCUUGCCAGCUGGUCGUGGUGGUGAUCUGGCUGAUUUUAGAAGCUCCUGGGGUGAGAAAAGAAGUGAGCCCAGAGAAGAGAGAUGUAGUCACCCUCAAGUGUAACAGCAAAGACUCCAGCAUGCUCAUGUCUCUCACCUAUAACUGCAUCCUCAUCAUCCUCUGCACGGUUUACGCCUUCAAGACCCGCAAGUGCCCAGAAAACUUCAAUGAAGCCAAGUUUAUUGGGUUCACCAUGUACACAACCUGCAUCAUCUGGCUGGCUUUUCAGCCUAUUUUCUAUGUGACGGCCAGUGACUACAGGGUGCAGACCACUACAAUGUGUAUCUCAGUCAGUCUAAGCGGGUCGGUUGUCCUGGGCUGCCUCUUUGCUCCAAAAGUCCACAUCAUUCUGUUCCAGCCACAGAAGAAUGUAAGCACUCUCAGAGUGGCUACCACCCGCUUCAGCGUCACCACUGGUCCAGGCUCAAGUUUUUCUCAAGCAUCAGCCUCCAACGUUGUUCCAACGGUGUGUAACGGGCGAGAGGUGGUGGACUCCACAACAUCUUCUUUGUGA
Molecule: messenger RNA, 2676 nt
Organism: Nerophis lumbriciformis (worm pipefish)
Lineage: Eukaryota; Metazoa; Chordata; Actinopteri; Syngnathiformes; Syngnathidae
Source: RefSeq, a predicted model, not a curated record